Acanthaster planci (crown-of-thorns starfish) is the source of this 7348-nucleotide messenger RNA. RefSeq lists its product as uncharacterized. Gene Ontology annotation, biological process: early endosome to late endosome transport; protein targeting to lysosome; endosome to lysosome transport. NCBI's taxonomy places the organism in Eukaryota, Metazoa, Echinodermata, Asteroidea, Valvatida, Acanthasteridae. Gene Ontology annotation, cellular component: late endosome; early endosome. The record is from RefSeq and is a predicted model, not a curated record. Gene Ontology annotation, molecular function: phosphatidylinositol binding.
UGUGUGCACGGUAUUCUCAUGAAGUUGUCGACAUGUUAUGAAGUUUACUCCUAUUCUGUGCCUUUCCUGUAGUCACAGACCAUUUUCAGGCUGUGUCUGAGAGGCUGUGGUUAUGCCAGGGGAAAAAGUGCACCCAUUGGAUCCACUAGCUAGCAGCUGCUUCCAUAGGCAUGUGUGUUAAUCAUAGCUGUAGCCAGCUGAUUUGGAUGCAGCCUUUUCUGUAGCACUUAGACUUUUCACUGUGGACUGUUACUUUUUUGUUCUCUGAUAUUCUUGGGCAGUCUGCACAAGAAUGGAAGAUAAACUUAAUCCCCAUCACAUUGACAGUACUUCAUUGACAACAGAAGUGGCAGUGGACGCUACCACGGAAGCCUGCCUGGCCUCAGCAGCUCUUGCAGCUCUCUCUAUGUCACUCCCAUCCUCCAUGAAUGACCCAGAGAUUCAGUCACCAGGUGUGGAAUGCCGACCUGACACCAGUGCCCUCAUGACAUCCACCCCGGCUGGUGCCCUGAUGGGGCGGCCCAGGACUUUGCCUGGGCAGCUGCAGGCCACACUAGGCACUGGGGGUAACAACAGCAGCAGUGGUGGCGGCAGUGACAGCAGCAGCCCCAGGGCGUCUGGGUGUCGAGCUGACAGCCUGAGCAUAGGCACGUGUGUGAGCUUGGCCGUAGAAGACCCGGGUGGGGAAGAGACGAAUCUAAGGGCACCCAUUGUUGGCUAUGAAAUUAUGGAACAGAGGGCCAAAUUUACGGUUUUCAAGAUCCAUGUCCAAAAGUCCGACCAGGAGCAUUGGUUGCUGUUUCGCAGGUACACAGAUUUUGUGCGAGUCAACAACAAGUUGAGAGAGAUCUUCCCAAUCUUCAGACUAGCCUUGCCUCCCAAGAGGUGGUUCGGAAGCAACUUUGACCUUAACUUUCUGGAAGACAGACAGCUGGGCCUGCAGGCUUUCAUCGAUAACAUCAUCAGUCACAAGGACAUCGUGCUCAGUGGGCCAGUGAGGGAGUUCCUAUGUCUAGACGAUCCCCCAGGUCCCCACGACAACUUGGAGGAGAGCAGGGCUUUGUGCGAGUCUUUGGAUGAAACUGUGUACAGUCUUCGCUUAGAGCUAGCCGAACGAGACCGGCAAAUUGCUGCCCUGAACACAAAGGUGGAAGCCUGUGAAGAGCGCAUCAGGCACCUACUCAACAGUCAGCUAGAGAAUGGUAAUGACCGGAGUAAAGCUGAAAACUCCUCAUCUCCGGUGUCGGCUGACCGCUUGACCAUCGAGGUAGACCUACAUUCCCAAGCAGAGGCCGAUCAGUCGCUGUCGUUCCCGCAAACUGAAGCUCAGCACAGCAGUUUGCACGGUCCAGAUGCAGAGGUCAGCGGGGGUUCGGCAUCAGCCAAUGACACAGAAAGCGAGCCUUCAUUGACACCACAUAAGGGUACCAGCUUCAAACAGGGUUCAAUUACAGAAGACGGGGAAAUAAGAAGCCACACUGAGUCCAGUGUCAUUACAGUCACGUAGCCGAGAAGAGGAGUCAUUCCUAACAAAUAGGUAUAUCUUGAGACCUUUGUCUGACAGCUCCAAAGGAGAUGAGCGAGAUGUGCUUGUGAUGGGCAGUAGACCGUACAAACCCUACCUAUAAACCUAAACUGUUUCGUCAUUACAAGCCAUGAUUGGGAAAAAACUGAAAUGUCUUCCAAGAAAGGCCCUUAACAGAAUGGGAAUGGAUCACAAAAAUAAAAUCAUCUGGGCUGCUUUCAGUCCCCGAUAAUCUUUUUUCUGAGAAGAAAUUUCUAAGUUGUCAAGCGUGCAGAGAAAUGUUAUUUACUGUGUGACAUUUCAUGGAAAAGCAUGCAUUAGUGACAGUUGACGGAGAGAUUGAGAAAUGCAAACUUUCUAAAUUUUUUUUUACCCACCAACUUAAGUAAGCACUGUAAACUCAGUGCUAUCAAAGGUUGCUUGGACAAAAUCUACAAGCAUGCACAUGCUGUACUCGAACUCAUAUCUUCCACCUGUCUAGAGCGGAAGUCAUAUCCAGGGGUCUGCCCCCUCAAAAUCUUUUCGCAUAUCUGGAAUUUUUUUACCCCCAAAUUGCAGAUUUUGAGAUGUGUGAUUAUUCAGGUUUUGCUAUUUUUUAUGUUUUUCAAAAUGAAAUAAAGUUCAAGAUUCUGGCUCACAGAACCAUUUGGAAGAGAACUUGUGUCAGCUGUAAUAAGCUGUCAAAAGCCUCCUCUGCUGAAGCUACUCUUUGGGUCAGUUGGUAAGCCCAACAAAGAUGCACCUCUGUGCCACAGUAUACAAACAAUGAAUGUUUCAGAAUGCGAUGGUAAGAGUAAUUGCAUGAGGUGACAGAGGAAAUGGUCCAUUCCAUGAGGCGAAGCUGAGUGGAAUAGACCGUUUCAUCUCUCACCGAAUACAGUUAUUCUUACCAUCACACAAAUGCGAAACAUUCAUUAUUUGAUUUGUACAACACCUGAAUAAAUCCUGGUCAUUUGAUUUUCUGAGUACAGCUGGAUUAAUUAACUGAUUCAAACCGGAAGUUGUCCAGUUGUGAAUCCGUGAAUUUUCCAACGUGAUAUUCCGAGCUCAUUUAAUCUGUUUCCUUAUAUUGGCAGCAUCAGCGUUGCUUACAACAACAAGUUCUUAUAAUUAUUUCGUAGCAUUGUGAACAGUGGAACUUGAUCAUCCAUCAUUUUGACAUAAAGAAACUUGCGCCACUAGAAGCUGCAGUGCAAUCAACCCGGAGGUGUUCGUUCUUCGUUUCUAACGCACAGUUUUUAAUAAAUUUUUUGCACUCUGCGUGCACGUGCUGUGUGUUGGUACCAACAAUUCAAUGCCAUGUGAUCAGGGAUCACCAAUCAGAUGACGGGGAUUUAUGCAGGUGAUGUAUACUGUGCACUGCACCAACCAUCCCUCAGAGGAAUAUCAGGUUGCAUUUUGCCUCACUGUUUCAUGUGCACACUGGUGCAGUAAACCAGCUGUGGUGAACAGGGCUGCACAAAAGAGCCUUUAUCAUUUUGAGCUGGCAACCAACUGUAUACGUAUUGAAGCUGUGCAUAUUUGUGUUCUAUGUAGAGAAACACAUGGAAAACGGUGACUGUUGGCAUUUGUGCAUAUUUGUGCCGUUAAACCAUACAGUAGGAGGAUCGGAGGGGCCUGACAAUUCAUGAUAUUUUAGCCCUGCAGUUGUUGCCAUUUCUGCUGUGGAUGUUCUAUGAAUUUCUCUUCAUCCUCCAAAUGUCAUCCCCGUUUAUCACUUGACCCAUCAACCUUGCCAGGGUUGAAUCUGCCGUAGCAGUACAUGUAGGUACAGCAAUCAGUGGAUCUGUGGAAUUUUUUUGGGGGGAGGGGUUGGUAACUGUUCAAAAACUCUGUGCCAACAAUGCAAAUAUCGCAGCACGGUGCAACCAGAAAUGGAAAGAAUCUCUGGUAUGAUAAGAGAUUUAGUUGAAAAAACAAAGAUCGCAUAUUAUUUCUGGAAAUUACCAUCACUGAAUUUGCAGUUAUGUCUCAUUUUCAUUAACAUGGCUUCAAAAUAAGGACAAAUUUUGAUUUAUGCUAUUAAUGUCACUUGUGUUCAAAAUUUGAAUGUGUAAACAGGGUCAUGGCAGUCAGUAAUUUAACAAUCAUUUUGGGCCAGUUGCAGGGUUCAAUAGGACUAUGGCCAUUGCAGCCUCCCAUAGUUGUGGUGUAGUGUGCCCUGUCCAUGUUGAGACCAGAUACUCCGUACUGUUUUGAGAUGUUAUGGUUACUCACUGAGGUUAAAGUUUUACUUCGAUAAUUGUGUUAGUUACUGCUAAUAAUUUUCAGGGUCUGUCAGUAUUAUGGGAAUGUAACUAACGGAUUUUAAUGGUACAUUGUGGAGGAAAUGAGAGAUGGGGUGGCAUGAUUGUCCGAGUGUCUGGUUUUGGUAGACCAAUUCAAGCAUAACAGCAGUGUUACAGCCAUGCAUUGAAAGAGUUGCAACAUGAGUCCAUGUGUGACAUGGUGCAUGAUUCCAUUUUGUGUCUAAAAUGAUGGGAUGGUGUGCAUAUUAGGUUGCGUCAAUCAAUCGUAACAUCAGGCCUGUCCCUGAAAGGGGACCUGGAGGGGCUUCCCCCUUCCCCCCGGCAAGUAGCUGUGCCUCCCCCUCCCAACCAUCUCGCAAAUACCAUAAGAAUCAAAAUUAUCUAUUGUUCUUCUGAUAAGCCCUGAGCUGGAACUAUGGCUUGCCCCCCCCAUGCCCAGAGCUGGCAAUGGAGCUGCAUAAAAAAGAUGUCAAGUACUGGCCUUCAAUGUGACAUGACAAGUGACAACUCGAGGAUUGUUUUGUGAGUUGACAUGCAUUCGGACUUGGAGCCAAAAUGGCUUUAUCUGUCCGGUUAUUGGUUGUCAGUCAGGGAUGAUUAUGUCUCAUGAAGGACCCCAUGACAAUGGAUGUGGUAGGGUCACUGAAAUAAUAAGGCGAAAUAGAGGCCACGCCGCCCUAGAUUCGCAACUUUACAAUAAAACUAGAAUGUUAAGAAUUAGAUUUUAACAACGAAAUGGACGAGUUGGUUUACCGGUCGGGCUUAACUAUGAAGAACUCAUUGUGAAGAACUCACUCUGAGUGGCUCUCCUUAUGGAGAAAAAGGGUCUGUUGAUACAUGCACUAUAACCGUACGAGUACUGAUUUUUUUGUUUUUCAAGUUCUCCUAAACAUGUGACCCAUCAUUGAUCUUUCCCAAACCUGGCUGAGUAAUCAUAAGUGGUUAUUUAGAAAAUUAGGUUAUUUAGAAAAUGAGGCCAAUAUACACAUGAUCAGUACAAAAGUCUGCAACUUCCCUUGUCUUGGCGGGAGAGGAGUUGUCAGACAUCAAAAUUACCCACUUCAGCCUGGUUUGGAAAUGGCGAGUCAUGUCGGUUGAAAUUAAAGACAACGCGAGACAGAAACAAAUAUCGGUGAAGCAACAAAGCAGUAAAAUGCAACCAUGUAAUGUUGACAUGUUGAAAUGACUUUAAGUGCCUGUGAACCCUUCAAGGGUCAUGCAAUUUGAAAUUAUAUUUUCUGUUUCUAAGAGUUGUGACUAGCUGUAUAUAUUUGAAAACGUCUUGCCUUUUGAUUCUGCGAUUCCUUUAGAAGCCACUUGCAAAUUAAGCCAGGUUAACUAUUAUGAUUAAUCUGUUCCUCAGAAGUACUGAAGCCUAGCUAGUUUUUUUUAUUGCAUUGCACAAGAGAAGGGCAGCUAUCAACAGUUGAGGUAAGCAGAAGAAUUAAUUUUCAUUGUAUCUAGAUUGAUAUUGUCUGGCACAGUACAAGUCGGAAAUACCUUUAGCCAGAUUCUUGAUUGAAACAAUUGUGUGAAACAGACAAAGCUUUGCAGGUUUGCGUGGUUUGUAGCUUAUUUUUUUUUUCGUGAUUUAUAUGUGUAACUGUUAAACUUGUAAAUAAAGGGAAGAUCCCAGACACAAGAUGGGAGGUGGCUAUUUUGUGACUGAAGCACCUUUGGUUUCAGCGUGAACAGCAUGGAAUCCACCCUUAGCAAACUUAGUAGAAUUGGUGCUUAAAAAGAUAGCUGUGCUUUCUUUGUUUAGCAUCCUGAAAGGAUUAAAUGUUGAACACUGUGUGCAAAAGUGUUUUUGUAUAAAUGAGUAUAGAAAUUUUCGUAAGCAAUUUACAUUUGAUGGGCUUGAUGAAUUAAGUAUGUUUUGUAACAGUACCUAGAUCAGCAUAUGAGUAAUCACAUUUUGCUCAAUCCUAAAUCUGACUCCUGCCUCAACUGGUUUAAUAGUUUCAGGUAAGCCCAGCUAAAGUGUACUUGAUGUGAGCCUUAAUGCUCCAGUUUUGUUUACGUAUAAGUAUUGUUGCCUUUGUCACUAUGCAUUGUUUGAUUUUGGGUUGGCUCAGAACAUUUCCUGGGAAAAAGCCUACUAUUUUGUUAAACAAAUUUGAUUCAGGUGGCAACUACAGUGGUUUUUCAUUUUAAACACCCUUUCUUAACUACUAGGACCACUAUUUUAUUUUUUGGCAGGGGGAAAUUUCAGUUUUUCUAAAAAAGCAAGACAGAGCAGCCAACAUUUUUUACAACGCCACAGAGAUUGACCCAUUACAGUCAUUUGAAAAUGUCUGUCCAAUAUUUCUUACUGUAACAAUAUUUCCCACAACAAGCUGUACAUAGCAACAAGGAGCAUUUAGUUUCACGUCAAGGUUCUAGAGCCUGGGUAGUUCCUGCCUGAAACCCUUCAAAAUCCUUUGAAACCCAGUGGAUUUUGAGGGAUCUGGGAAGGUCAGGGUCGAACAAGUAUGCUAUAUCACAUUCUUUGUGUUUAUUCAUGCAAUGCAAUGUAAAAUUCUCAACUAUUACUUAUUUGUAGGGUCUGUUUGUUUCACAUGGAUUCGGAUUGCUAUCAGUGAUAUGUCAUUGGUUCACUGACCCCAGAACUCACCUAAUGGUUAGUGCGAACCAGCCCUGGGAUCAUUGAUGGCAAUUUAGAUCUGUGUGAAGCAUACAGGCUUUAAGUCUUGCAAAAGGCACAAAGGGCUGGUUGCAAAGAAAGAUGCAUGUUCCUGAAGUUUCUUUUUAACAUGUACACUAGGUGACGGAAUCAUUCCUAUGGUGACGAAACUGAACAUUUUCACCGCGGUGCAAUUGUAGUGUUACUUCCUGUGAAAUUUGUAUUUUUGUUCAAGAUAAAUUUUUGCCCAAAUUAUACAAACGGGCAAAUUCUGAACUACAAAUAAUAAUGUGGCGUGCCUCGCAAAAGUUGUUUCGUUUUUGACAAAGCAAGCAAAGCUGGGUAUUUCUUAAAUAUUUUCUAUGUGUAUAAAUUGGGUUCCAAGUUUCGAGGCUUUGCUUCUUUACUUUUCCCAAAUGCCAUACAGUUUGUUACAUUUUGUUCGCACAAGACAUUAACACUUUAACACUCUUUGUUUUAAUGAUUGGGAAAAUCUGUUUACAUUUCAUGUACUUAACUUUAUCUUCUGUUUUAGAGAAAGACACUUAAUUGCCAUUUUUUUAGAGGUCAAUUCUGCGGUCUUGUGUUCACAAACAACUUUCAGAGCCAGCGACGCUUUAACUUUCUGGUUAUAACGGCACUAUGUACUAUAUUCUUCAGGAAUACCCUAAGUGGUCUUGUAGUUCAAAAUCUUACAUGGGAGUGUUUGUACUAAAAUGCUACAAUUUUUACAAUGUUAACUGGAAUCAAAACAGAGCUGAUGAAUAAAUAAUCCAUAUUUUCUCAUUUAAAUGGUGUUUCUGAUGUUGAUGUGCUUCACUCCCAGUAAUGUGUUUACAUACGGUCUGACAUCCCAUAGAUGUUUUGUUGUAUGCCCUGGGCAUUGGGUUGCCUUUGCAAUGGAAACUCAGUCCUUUGGGCAUUGUCCGUUCUCUUAUCUGUCAUUGU